Molecule: messenger RNA, 897 nt
Organism: Phytophthora sojae
Lineage: Eukaryota; Oomycota; Peronosporomycetes; Peronosporales; Peronosporaceae
Exons: 2
Coding region: 1-840 (279 amino acids)
Source: RefSeq, a predicted model, not a curated record
AUGUUCAGCUCGUGGGAUCUCGUGCGACCGCGCUUCUGGUACCCCAUGUCGUCGCUGGAGCAGUCCAUGAUGGAGCUCGAGCAGAUGAACGACUUGAUGAUGCGUCCUCGAUUCCCAUUCGGUAUGCAGCUUGAUGCUCCAGUCAUGACCAUGGAGGACGACAGGAGUGAAUCCGAUUCCGACUCUGACGACGACGACUUCUUCGUGGACCUGCCUGUGGUGGCUCGCAAGUGCAUGCCGACGGCGUUCCAGCUGCAGGUCAACAAGAAGCACAGCAACAAGCAGCUCCGCAAGCACUCCUACAAGAUCACGCCCACGACCGAGCGCAAGAUCACGCUUAACGAGCCCAACGACGCCUCCGAGCGCCACACCUUUUCGUCCUACUCGUUCAGCAACUCGUCAGUCGUAGACGACAAGGGCCGUCGCGUGACCACCACGCGCCGCCGCUACGAAGACUCGACAGGUCGACUCAAAGCCGUGCACGAGCGAGAGAUCGACGGCACGACGCUGCGCACGACGUGGAGCCGCCAGAACAAGGAAGACGAGGGUCGUCACGAGUCCAUCUGCUCGAGCGGCAGUCCGGAAGAGUUCGAGGCGCUGUGGCAGCAGACCCCGUUCGGCGAGGCGCAGAAGAAGUCAGUGAAGGGUCAACUGCAGUCGGAGUCGGACGUGGAGAACGAGGUGGAGACGGCGGCGGCCGCUUUAAAGGACGCCAACAUGGAAGACGCAGCGACAGAGGGUGUGCCAGGGAAGGAGAGUGAGACAGCGUCGACGGAGAAGGUGAACAAUAAGGGGUCGAGAGAAGAAGGUAACGCGUCAAACGGUGCUGAAGAGAAGUAGUAGGAGUUGAUUCAGAUGUUUGGUUAAAUGCAUAUAAAACGGGAAUCACCUUCCAUC